AUGAAAACUUGGGCACCGGCCUCAAACUCUAGCAAGUCGCAUUCUUGCAACCCAGCUCCAUCUGGCAGUGUUUUCGCAAGCCUCCAGAGCUUCAUCCUAUGUGCUCUCAAGUCCUGGGUUCUAGCCGGCUUAGCUCCAAAAAACCCAGCCGGAAAAUUUUAUUACCCAUGGCUCCCUCGAGUUUCUAGCCGCAUUCAAACCCGGCUGCCUUCAAGUCCGGCCGCCACUCCAACUUUUAGCCGCAUUCAAGACUUGGGUUUCGGCUGCUCCUUUUCCAACCCAUAA
Prunus armeniaca (apricot) is the source of this 285-nucleotide messenger RNA. Lineage: Eukaryota; Viridiplantae; Streptophyta; Magnoliopsida; Rosales; Rosaceae. The record is from the annotation of a GenBank genome assembly.